Molecule: messenger RNA, 1702 nt
Organism: Salvia hispanica
Lineage: Eukaryota; Viridiplantae; Streptophyta; Magnoliopsida; Lamiales; Lamiaceae
Source: RefSeq, a predicted model, not a curated record
AAACACCACCAUUUCUCAACCCCACGCGCCGGCGGGUUGAAAAAAACAAAAAAAAAACUCAUUUUCUCUCUCUCCAUUUAACACCAGCCUCAAAACGCUGCCGUUUUUCGAAGCCGGUUCGAUCUCUGGGAAGAAAUGGGUUCGGAGCUGAUAUUCCGCGGGCACGAGUCGCAGCCGGUGAGCGACGCCUAUUUCCCGAAGCCGCCGAAGCCGUGGCUGAGCGUGGCCCGCCCCAUUCGCUACAUCCUCCGCGAGCAGCGCCUCCUCUUCGUCUUCGUCGGCAUUGCCAUCGCCACUCUCGUCUUCAGCCUCCUCCCCAAGCCGAUCGACGAUUCCUCCUACAUCCCGGCCGAGUUGACUCAGUCCCGCCCCCACCGAUCCAUGUACCAGAACGGCCACGUGGCGACCGGGUUCGGCAUCAACUCGGUGGGCAAAAUCCCCCUCGGGCUGAAGCGCAAGGGCCUCCGCAUCGUGGUCACCGGCGGCGCCGGAUUCGUCGGCAGCCACCUCGUGGAUCGCCUGAUGGCGAGGGGCGACAGCGUGAUUGUCGUCGACAAUUUCUUCACCGGGAGGAAGGAGAAUCUCGUGCACCACUUCAGCAAUCCCAGAUUCGAACUGAUUCGACACGACGUCGUCGAGCCUCUCCUAUUGGAAGUCGACCAGAUCUACCACCUCGCCUGCCCCGCCUCCCCCGUCCACUACAAGCACAACCCCGUCAAGACUAUCAAGACGAAUGUGGUGGGGACACUGAACAUGCUCGGCCUAGCCAAGAGAAUCGGUGCGCGGUUUUUGCUAACGAGCACCAGUGAGGUGUACGGUGAUCCGCUGCAGCAUCCUCAAGUCGAGACCUACUGGGGAAACGUCAACCCAAUCGGUGUCCGGAGUUGCUACGACGAGGGGAAGAGGACGGCUGAGACGUUGACAAUGGAUUACCACAGAGGCGCCGGAGUUGAGGUUAGGAUUGCGAGGAUUUUUAACACGUAUGGUCCUCGUAUGUGCAUUGAUGAUGGUCGUGUUGUCAGCAACUUCGUUGCUCAGGCUUUGAGGAAGGAGCCACUAACUGUUUAUGGUGAUGGAAAGCAGACAAGAAGCUUCCAGUUUGUUUCUGAUCUGGUCGAGGGACUGAUGCGGUUGAUGGAAGGAGAGCACGUCGGCCCUUUCAAUCUUGGUAACCCGGGCGAGUUUACCAUGCUCGAGCUUGCUCAGGUGGUACAAGAGACUAUCGAUCCAAAUGCUAAGAUUGAAUUCAAGCCCAACACGGAAGAUGACCCGCACAAGAGGAAGCCCGACAUCUCCAAGGCGAAGGAGCUGCUGGGCUGGGAGCCCAAGAUAGCCCUUCGUAAAGGUCUGCCGAUGAUGGUGUCAGACUUCAGGCAACGGAUCUUUGGAGAUCACAAGCAAGACGCUGCUGCCACCUCGGCUUAGAGUCCACGAUGUGUGAGUAAACCUAGUGAUGGAGAGGAGAGUUGCUAAUCUAGCAACGGAAUGAGUACGAGUGAAUGGUAUGAUAGAAGCAAAGAAGGCAGAGAGAUAUCGGCUCAAGAUUUGCAUCUUAGCUUAGCUCCUACAGGUUAUUUGUGAUAUUGCUUUUAUGUUUCUUCACUUUUUAUCUUCUUUUUUUGGAAUUUUAAAUCAUUUGUAGACGCGUUUACUUUUUACAUACAAGUAUUAUUAUUAUAAAAUUUGGAUUAUUUUCCCUAAA